CCGAGCACGCGAGGCCGCCGCGCGCUAUCCGCGGAUCCCGAGCGCGCGCCUGGUCGCUCCUCCCCAGCCGGCGCAGCACCUCGCCAGGCCCCGAUGGCCCCCGAGACCCCGGCCCAGGGGCAGACCCUGCGCUACUUCACAUGGGACGAAGUGGCACAGCGCUCCGGGCGCGAAAAGGAGCGAUGGCUGGUGAUCGAACGGAAGGUGUAUAACAUAAGCGAGUUCACCCGCCGGCACCCCGGAGGCUCCCGGGUUAUCAGCCAUUAUGCGGGGCAGGAUGCUACGGAUCCCUUUGUGGCAUUCCACAUCAACAAGGGCCUUGUGAGGAAGUACAUGAAUUCUCUCCUGAUUGGAGAACUGUCUCCGGAGCAGCCCAGCUUUGAGCCCACCAAGAAUAAAGAGCUGACUGAUGAGUUCCGGGAGCUACGGGCCACAGUGGAAAAGAUGGGGCUUAUGAAAGCCAACCAUUUGUUCUUCCUGCUGUACCUACUACACAUCCUGCUGCUGGAUGUUGCUGCCUGGCUUACUCUUUGGGUCUUUGGAACGUCCUUUGUGCCCUUCCUCCUUAGUGCAGUGCUGCUCAGCACAGUUCAGGCCCAGGCCGGCUGGCUGCAGCAUGACUUUGGGCACCUCUCUGUCUUCAGCACCUCUACAUGGAACCACCUGCUACAUCAUUUUGUGAUUGGUCAUCUGAAGGGGGCCCCUGCCAGUUGGUGGAACCACAUGCACUUCCAGCACCAUGCCAAACCCAACUGCUUCCGCAAAGACCCAGACAUCAACAUGCACCCCUUCUUCUUUGCCUUGGGGAAGAUCCUCUCUGUGGAGCUUGGGAAACAGAAGAAAAAGUACAUGCCAUACAACCACCAGCACAAAUACUUCUUCUUGAUUGGGCCCCCAGCCUUGCUGCCUCUCUACUUCCAGUGGUAUAUUUUCUAUUUUGUUAUCCAGCGGAAGAAGUGGGUGGACUUUGCCUGGAUGAUCACCUUCUAUGUCCGCAUCUUCAUCACUUAUGUGCCAUUGUUAGGAUUGAAAGGCUUCCUGGGCCUUUUCUUCAUGGUCAGGUUCCUGGAAAGCAACUGGUUUGUGUGGGUGACACAGAUGAACCAUAUCCCCAUGCACAUUGAUCAUGAUCAGAACAGGGACUGGGUCUCCACCCAGCUCCAGGCAACAUGCAACGUCCACAAGUCUGCUUUCAAUGACUGGUUCAGUGGACAUCUCAACUUCCAAAUUGAGCACCAUCUUUUCCCCACGAUGCCUCGACAUAAUUACCACAAAGUGGCUCCCCUGGUGCAGUCCCUGUGUGCCAAGCAUGGCAUAGAAUACCAGUCCAAGCCCCUGCUCUCAGCCUUCGCAGACAUUGUUCACUCACUGAAGGAGUCUGGGCAACUCUGGCUAGAUGCCUAUCUUCAUCAGUAACAACAGCUCCUCAUCUGGAAGAGGAGCCUCUGGAGCCAAAGCAGAGGGGAACUUGAGGGACAGUGCCACUACAAUUCUAAUAUUAAGAGGGGGUUGGUUUGAGAUACAGGCUCUGGCUCAAAUUCCUCCCCUUUAUCUUUAGCAGGUCUAUGAUGCAAAGAGGCAGGGGACAUGCAAGCCCCCUGGAAGAAGGGAUGGAACUGUUAGGGCAGGGAUGUGAAUUUUGUUUCUCCUUUUUUUUCUUAUGUCAGAUGCAGGUGGUUGGUGAGCAAAGAGGGCGUCAGGAAUGUGUUAGAAUAGGGAGGACCAGCCGAGCCCAGAAAUCAAGAGAAUCCACCCAGUACCUGGGAGCCCAGCCCAUUUUAGGACUAUCAUCAGUUUGCCUCAGGCUACUGGAGAAGCAAGUUCUCCAUUUGUAGAAACAGGCAGGGCAAAGGCCAGGACUGUGGUGUUAAGACAUCUGCCCCCAAAGAUACUCCUCCCACUACUGAUUUUGGUUCCAUGUUCCAUCCAAAGUAUCAAGGGAACAUUAGGUCUGGGGUCUUGCCAAAUGGCUAGCAGUUACUGGCCAUUAAAACUCCCCUCAGCUUUUGAUUUGCCUCUUCUAACCAGCACACAUGCGGCAAAAAAACUAUGACAGGGAGUCCACUUCUUGCUCCAUAAACAAGUGAGCAGAUGGGCAAUUUAAUUUUCUCCUUAGAAACAAAUGAGGGCUCCCAAUGGUUUCCUUUAGCUUCCCUACCUUUAAUUCCAAGUUUAAUACAAUAGCAGUCAGUGAGCAUAGUGACCAAGGUAGGUGAUACUGAAUUACCAGUCAUGAGGAAAACACAAGUUCGCUCAUAAAGGAUCUAAGGGCUGUAAUAAGUUUUAACAUAAAUUUACAGCAUUACUUUAGAGCAGGAGCAGUGGAGUUAAAUGUAAUCACUUCAUAGUUCUAAACCAGAAACAGGAAGAUAAAGACACAGAAGUUUGUGAUCACUUGUUGCUGUCUCAGGCACCUUACUCUGUCAGCUCUGUUCAAGUAUCUUUCUCUGCUGGAGACCAGGUAGGAAUUUAGGAUAAUCUCUCAGUCUUCUAAUACUGAAAUGCAAUUUGUUAAAAUCUCAUUUUUAAAGGAUAAAAACAGUUUAACCCAUCUCCAGAGCUAACAUAAAAAUGUGCCCCAGGAGUCCCACCUUCACUCCAGGGCUUGUCAUCAGCAUUCAUAUCCUCUUUCCUCCCCAUAACCAUGGCCAUUCAGUCCAGUUGAGAGGGUUAUUCGCCUGUUCACCAUCAUCUACCACAGGCAUAUUGAGCAUGUGGGACACUGGGAGAAACGAACCUCAAACUAGGACAAAGCAAAGCCCUGGAAGAGUUGCAUUUAGUGUUGGGAGAGAAGGGGAAUCAGGGAGAUCAAGGGUCCUAAGGCAGGUUGGGAUGGGACUAGAGGCACCACCUGUGGAAAGGGUGUCGUGAUUACGCAGAGGUUUGUCAAAACAAAUUUAAAAAGAUGGGGGAGAACAGGUUGCAGAGGAGUUCAGAUCUUUUUCAUUUCAGCAGAACCUGGUUUAAAUUAGAAUUGAAGAGUUCUAUACUCAGUGGCUUCCUCACUUCAGAAAAGGUGCUGAUCCUUCUUCAUCUCUCCAUUCCCUGCUACCUAAGGUUUUGGUGUGGUGUCAUGAGCCCAUCAAGCUCUACGGCUUUCAGCCUAGGCGGAGCAAACCCAUUGAAGCUUAUUAAGCAAAGUCCAGGUCCUCAAAGAACCUCUAACAUGUGGCCUUCUUUCCUUAGCCUACACCAGUGUGGUCUCACAUGGCCAAAAAGUUACAUACCAGUGACAAAAGGGUCAAACUGCAUAAGUAACCUCAAAUCUAAUGAUAGAUGAGAAGACAGACUUAGGACGAGUUGCCUCCAGUCACAGAUCAUGGCAGAACUAACAUCUGAACUCACUUUUGAAAAACUCCCAACUUCUUUGUUUGUCCUAGUUACUUUCUUCCUACCAUUUGGCCAUAGGCAUUUUCUUAAGCCCAGUAUCAGUGUCCUUUUGGUAUGUGCCAAUUUUGUUAACACAUUCCAAUGAAAUAAAGCUGAAAAAUAAAGUUAAUUUU
Molecule: messenger RNA, 3503 nt
Organism: Pteronotus mesoamericanus
Lineage: Eukaryota; Metazoa; Chordata; Mammalia; Chiroptera; Mormoopidae
Gene: FADS1
Product: fatty acid desaturase 1
Exons: 12
Coding region: 94-1416 (440 amino acids)
Biological process (GO): lipid metabolic process
Cellular component (GO): membrane
Molecular function (GO): oxidoreductase activity, acting on paired donors, with oxidation of a pair of donors resulting in the reduction of molecular oxygen to two molecules of water
Source: RefSeq, a predicted model, not a curated record